CGGCCAUCUUGGAAUAAUCCAGUCUACGUGGCUAACUUCUCUUUGUGCGGUUUUGAUUGAGUGCGGUCGUGUUUCACUAGUGGCCAUCAAUUUGACGCGUGUCGGUGCAGCUGCAGCAGUAAUUGUGUGUUAUUGUCUGCGUGAGAGUUUCAAAGAAUACAAAGGCUGGGUGCAUCAAACCAGGCGGAGUGCACAUUUGCCCACAAGACGCUAAGGACAAAUUCAGCACGAUGAAGAAAUACGGCCGCAACAAAAAAGGGCCGCGAUACCCUGCAAGCAGACGCGUCGACGAAGAUGGCGAUGCUGUUAUGGAUGGGGUACAAAUACACAAAGAUGGUAUCCGCCACGGUGGAUCCAGCUUCAACAGAGGCGAUGGUUCUUCAGGAAGCAGGUUUUCUUCCAUCGUGAGCCGCCUAAAACCGCAGGGCAAUCGAAUAAAGCCGAGAUUUAUGAAAAAUUUCGACUCCAAUCGUGCAAUGCAGAUGCAUCGCGGUGGCUCAGGUGAGCCCUGGUUCCGCAUACUGAUCCCUAGUGGUCGUCGGUGGGGGCAAGAUUUCAUUCUGAAAGAGCUCACAGCAAAAUGUCCAGUUCAGUUUCGUGCAAUGAACUUCCACACGGACCAGCAGUGUGCCACGUUUUAUGUGAACUCAUACCGUGUGUCACAGGAAUUUCGUAAACUGAGCGGCACGAUUUCAACUGAGGAUGGAACAAAAAUGAAUAUUAUCGUUCGGAGUUGUGACCUUCCUCAGGUGUCGCUCACGGAAUUUGCCGAGAAUGCAAUUAAAGUGGCCAUGUCGAAUCGGUACGAUAUAAACACGAAGUUCUUGAAUCUAUCGAAGUUCGAAGCGGACACGAGCUUGGUUGAAGCUGGUCUCUUCUUGCCAUUGUCUCGGGUGAAUGUAGCUAACUUCGUUGUUACGGUCAUUAUCGAUUACAUACCCGAACUGGAAGGUCUUGAUUUUUCGAACAAUUUGAUGUACAACAUAAGCUGCCUAGCUCCACUUGCGGUUAAAUGUAAAGAACUGAAGACACUGAAACUUGCGGGGAAUAAGAUCAGGAAUGUAAAAGACCUGGACGCGCUGAAAGGUCUUCCCAUAACGGUGGCUACAUUUGCUGGCUGCCCGUUCACCGAACGAUACAAGGAGGAGGAUGCUUAUGUUACUGCCGUCCGGGAUCGGUUUCCUCGCGUUGUCGUUUUGGACCAGAAGCAACUACCGCCCCCGAUUGUGUUCGACCUCCAAGAAGAGAAGAUUGCAGUACCGCGCUCUCUUCCAAGCCAUUUACCCGCGGAUGCAACGCGGCCGCUGGUUGUUGGCUUUGUUGAGCAAUUCUUCACGGUGUUUGAUAGUGACGAUAGGUCACCUCUGAUCGAUGCGUAUCAUGAAGCUGCUCUCUUUUCAUUAUCGUCCACUACUUUAUGUAAUUCAAGAGCAAGAAAAGAUAGAGAAAAGCUUGACUACAAGGGAGACAGCCGCAACUUUCUACGAAUGCAGCACGACCAAGACUUGAAACGGCGUCUGUUGCACCAGGGUCGGAUCAAUAUUCUCGAAUACCUGAAAAACUUUGCUAAAACACAACACGACCCAGCGUCAUUCGUUGUAGAUGUGGCUUUUGUCGAGCCUACCCUAAUGAUUUUCAACGUAAACGGGGUAUUUCGGGAAAAGCGGCCAGAUGGUGGAUUCCUAUCCAAUCUUCGCAGUUUUCAGAGAACGUUCACCGUGAUACCCCAAGGAGCCGGGUUGGCAAUUGUAAACGACGGAUGGUUUAUUACUGUUGCCACCGAUAAACAGUCCCGUGCCUAUCAGGAACCUUCGCCUCCAUCUCGGCCACCAUCACCGGCAGCUGUAGUUGGUUCUGCAGCUGUUCCAUUGCCGACUCCAACAGUUCCCGGCUCCAAUGAGGAGAUUAUCAUAAAGUUCAUGGAAGUGACGAAAAUGAAUCGCCGCUUUUCGAUCGACUGUCUUGCGCAACAUAACUGGAAUCCAGAAGCAGCUUACGACGUAUUUCGGAUACUUGAACAAAAUAACAAACUACCUCCGGAGGCAUUCCAGUAGAAAAAUAAUUGAAUGGCAGCGCCGUCAGAACGAAUCGCUAUUACACCGCCAACCUGGUAAGCAGUCGCCGCUGCUAUUAAAUAUAACUGGACGUGCUGCUGUGU
Messenger RNA from Varroa destructor (honeybee mite), 2158 nucleotides. Its product is annotated as nuclear RNA export factor 1-like. Gene Ontology annotation, molecular function: protein binding; RNA binding. The record is from RefSeq and is a predicted model, not a curated record. Gene Ontology annotation, biological process: poly(A)+ mRNA export from nucleus. Gene Ontology annotation, cellular component: nucleus; cytoplasm. Lineage: Eukaryota; Metazoa; Arthropoda; Arachnida; Mesostigmata; Varroidae.